CUGAGAUAUAUCCCAGGAGUCGUUUAUACAUCGCCGCCAGUGCAGAGACCCCCGGACAAAGCCGGACCCCGCACCUCCCGCAAAGGCCGCACUGAUAACGGAGGAUUCCAGUGUCUCCUGCCGAGACGCGACAGCGCUGUACAGCCAGAAGCUUCGAAGGGGUCCCGGGCAGGAUGAAGGGGCUAUGGCCGCUCUGUCGGGGGCUCCGGCUGCUGAGGACACGUGGAUCCAUCCGGAGGCUCCACCAGAGCGGGAUGUGCAUGGCCGCCGACGAGCCGCAGUCAAGCUUCCAGCCAUCGUUUGGCCUGCUCUUCGACAUUGAUGGAGUACUUGUCCGAGGAAAGACCCCGAUCCCUGCUGCUAAAAAAGCCUUUCAGAAGUUGGUGAACAGCCAAGGCCAAUUCUUGGUGCCUGUCGUAUUUGUCACCAAUGCUGGAAACUGCCUCCGUCAGACCAAAGCUGAUCAGCUGUCAGACAUACUCGGCGUGCCGAUUUCUCAGGAUCAAGUGAUGAUGUCGCACAGUCCUCUGCGCAUUUUCAGGCAGUAUCACAAUAAGUGUGUCUUGGUGUCUGGACAAGGACCUACUCUCGAUAUUGCAAAAUAUUUAGGAUUUUCGAAUCCUAUCACAAUAGACUCUGUGCUGGAGUCAUACCCUUUCCUGGAUAUGGUGGAUCAUAGUAGAAGACCUAAAAUUCUGCCAUCUGCAGCCGUGAAUCUUCCCAAAAUAGAAGCUGUGAUCCUCUUUGGAGAACCUGUUCGAUGGGAAACCAACCUUCAGAUCAUCAUGGAUGUUUUGCUGACUGACGGUCACCCUGCGAAUCCCCAUCAGCCUGCCAAUUAUCCACAUAUCCCAAUUCUGGCCUGUAACAUGGAUCUGAUGUGGAUGGCUGAGGCUCACUCACCCAGGUUCGGCCAUGGCAUCUUCAUGGUUUGUUUAGAGAACAUCUAUAAGAAGAUUACAGGGAAGGAGCUGAAAUACGAAGCCUUGAUGGGAAAACCCAGUGAGGUGACCUAUCACUAUGCAGAAUACCUCAUCCGGACCAAAGCAGCUGAGAUGCAGUGGAAGAACCCCGUCCAAACACUUUAUGCAAUAGGGGACAAUUUAAUGACUGAUAUUUAUGGUGGUAACCUCUACAACCGCUACCUUGAGAAGGGGAACUCCAGAAAAGGCUCCACGGCAUUGGUGCAAGCUGGCUCUGGAGCGCGAGUAACCACGGUGUCUCAGGAGGAGGAAGCGGCGUGGGAAAGUGAGCUCUCCUAUCCCAGCGCGACUCAGUGCAAGUCCGUUCUCGUGUGCACUGGGAUCUACAAUCCUCAUGCCGAAGUGCCUGCCGACCCUUCACAGUCUGUUACUGAAACCGUAUUUCACGGCCAUCGGGAUUUCAGGAUUGAUCCAGCCUUGAUUGAACCAGGGCACAUUGUUCCUGAUGUGAAUGCCGCCGUCGACCUGAUCUUCCAACUAGAAACCUUUGUGCCAAACAGUGAUAAGAGGACUUUAUAAAGAUUUCUAUAUAGUUUUAAAUAGAUAUAUAUACACUUACUAUCAGGAUAUAACCCAGUUAACCUCAAAGUUCUGAUGUUUGUCAUUGUUGCUGCACUUUACCAUUUCUCUGACUCUCGUCUCUCGUACUUUUAAAUCUAUUAUCCCUAAAUCUUUUAAAAAUAAUAUAUAGACACGUUUUAAGUAUUUAUAUUGUUUUAUGUGAUAGGAAUAUUGCACAAAACAAGCAAAUUACCAGGUAGCUAAAUGGAAGAAAAAAAAAAAAGUGACCCCCUUCAUUUGUGUCAUGUAUAUGAUUUGUGUUGUUAUAUCUCCUAUAUACUCUGACUUAGGGCUGGUUACAUGGAAGAAAUAUCCGCUUGGCUCGUUGGCUGUGCUGGUUCCUGGCAUGUAUUGCCUGCCCGUGUGUGUAUCUCUGCUUUUGGAGGUACCUGGGGUAAAAUUUUGGAAUUGUAUCCCGUCUCU
Bufo bufo (common toad) is the source of this 1967-nucleotide messenger RNA. RefSeq names its product haloacid dehalogenase-like hydrolase domain-containing 5. Lineage: Eukaryota; Metazoa; Chordata; Amphibia; Anura; Bufonidae. Gene Ontology annotation, cellular component: mitochondrion. The record is from RefSeq and is a predicted model, not a curated record. The transcript has 8 exons. The coding region runs from base 174 to 1502 and encodes 442 amino acids. Gene Ontology annotation, biological process: glycerophospholipid biosynthetic process.